Symbiodinium sp. CCMP2592 is the source of this 1437-nucleotide messenger RNA. The record is from the annotation of a GenBank genome assembly. Lineage: Eukaryota; Dinophyceae; Suessiales; Symbiodiniaceae.
AUGCCCGUGCCUCCGGGGGCUCCCCGGCCUGCUGGCCUUGGCGGCUAUGGAGCCGUGGUGCUGCCGGUGAGGCGUGAGGCCAUGCGGACGCAAGGUUUCGUGGCAGUGCCGUCCUUUCGCGUCGAAGCGCCAGCUGCAGCGUCGCCAAUGAUGAGGAAGGCUCCGGCUCCGGAUGUCCUUUCUGUCACCGGCGGCUGCGCACCGCGACAGGCAGCGGUUCCGGUGCCGAUACAAGUAGCCGCAUCUGGAUAUCAAGCCCUUCGGCCACCAACUGCUCCACGGCGCCCGGUUGUGCCACUGGCACCGCGGGGUCCCAUGGGCCCAGGUGCGACUACCGUUGGUGCGACUUCACCGGUCGCGGCGCCCCGAGUGGUGCGAGUGCGAACAUCACCCUCGCCACGUCGCAUGGACGUUGCGUCUCACGGGCCCCAUGCAGAUGCAAUGCGGCUGCCAACGCCUGCACGCGCGGUGCAGAUUCCCGUUGUGCAGUCCACGGCCAUCACGGCUUUAUCUCCCGUACAUCGCGCCCGGGUCAUUCUUCCUACGGACCGGAGUCCCAAGGCAUCCCCGGUCCUCCGUGGCUUCGGCUUUCCUCAGACCGUUGUCCGGAAGGCACCCGAAGCCAAGGCAGAGGCCAAGCCCGAGGCCCUGCAGCCCGUGCAGCCCGUGCAGCCCGAAGCGGCGAAGGAAGCUGCGGCCAGCAAGAUGUCCGAUGCUCCGAAGGAGCCACUCUCGGUCUCUCUGGACGGCACAGCAAGAGAGGAGCAGAAGGAGACUAAAGAGGCCACCAAAGAAUCCAAGCUGGAGGAUGUGCAGGCAGGGCAAGGAGAGCACACGGACUCGCCGGACCUUCUGGGCGAUUUUCGCUCUCAAACCUCCACCCAGGCCUCCGAGGUCAAAUGCGACUUUUCUCAGUGCGCUCUGUCAGUACCACUCGAGGAGGAGGUGCGUAGUGUGCGGCCCCUGCCGCCGCGGCCACAGCAUGCGCCGGACCUCCGCGAGGUGUUAGCAGAGCCCGUAACCGACGAUCCGGUUGGCUUUGCUUGGGAGUUUCUGCCGGAUAGGCAUCCAGUCGAGGCCGAGGGCGAGCGGCGUUUCGUCGGCGAGUGCCUCGCUCGCGUCGGGCUCGAGCUUCAGGUGGCCGGGGGCCUUGCGAGGUAUGUGCAGAAGAGAGAGGACUUGACGCAGCUCCACAGCCGACUUGAGGCCUCGGAAACGGAGAACAUCCCGCUCCAGGUCUUGCGCGUGGUGCUCGAGGAGACGCUGCAGGAAAGAGUUCGCCGGGGUGGACAAGGCAUUUUCGUGCAAGCUGGAGUGAUGAUGUCCAUGGGCAACAAGAAGGUGGUAAAGAUCGCAUGCAGUUGCGACGGCAGUGAGGGCCACCUGUCUGUAUGUUGGGAUUGGGAUGUCAAGCUUGAGCCAAAGUGCGACCCGUAG